UUCGCCCUUUAAUAAGUAAUCCCAUUUUUCAGCAAGGACGGAGCAGCACAAUACGCCGAUUCUUAACCCACUAAAGGUCCAAUUGCCCGAGCCAAGUCCAUCGACUCAACACCACCACAGCGCGCGCGCGCACACUCCCUCUCUCCCCACCACAGAGACAAACCCUAACCCUAGAACACAAGCAACCAUGGUGUGCAUACGCAAGGCCACCAUAGACGACCUCUUGGCGAUGCAGACAUGCAACCUCUUCUGCCUCCCCGAGAACUACCAAAUGAAAUACUACUUCUAUCACAUCCUAUCGUGGCCUCAGCUCCUCUACGUCGCCGAAGACUACGGCGGCAAGAUCGUCGGCUACGUGCUGGCCAAGAUGGAGGAAGAGAGCUCCGAGUGUCACGGCCACAUCACCUCCCUCGCCGUCCUCCGAACCCACCGCAAACUCGGUCUCGCCACCAAGCUCAUGACCGCCGCACAAAACGCUAUGGAGCAGGUGUUCGGUGCCGAGUACGUGUCGCUGCACGUGAGGAAGAGCAAUCGGGCGGCGUUUAAUCUCUAUACGGAGACUUUGGGAUACAAGAUUCAUGAUGUGGAGGCGAAGUACUAUGCGGAUGGUGAGGAUGCGUAUGAUAUGAGGAAGCAGCUGAAGGGUAAGCAGCACCACCACCACCAUCAUCAUCAUCACCACCAUGGUGGUGGGUGUUGCUCGGGUGAGGCGAAGAGCGGAGAUGGGAAACCAGGGCCGGCUUCCGCAGAGUGAUGGUGAGAGGUAAUUUGGGGUUUUGAAUUGGGGUUAUGGCUUAAAAUUGUGUUUUGGGGAUUGUUAUUGUUCGUAUUGUAUAAGUAGUAAGUGGAAGCAAAGUAGAAAUUGGGUAUUUUGAUGAAUGUUUGUGCUUACUGUUUAGUAUCCAAUAAUUUAUGGACAUGCUUUUGCUUUUUAUGUGUCUUAAAUUGAGUUCUUUGGAAUGAAUUAGUGAUUUAUUUGUUUUG
This is a messenger RNA of Cornus florida, 984 nucleotides long. Its product is annotated as N-terminal acetyltransferase A complex catalytic subunit NAA10. Gene Ontology annotation, cellular component: NatA complex. Bases 188 to 754 code for a protein of 188 amino acids. The transcript has a single exon. Gene Ontology annotation, molecular function: protein N-terminal-serine acetyltransferase activity; protein-N-terminal-glutamate acetyltransferase activity. Gene Ontology annotation, biological process: N-terminal peptidyl-glutamic acid acetylation. The record is from RefSeq and is a predicted model, not a curated record. Lineage: Eukaryota; Viridiplantae; Streptophyta; Magnoliopsida; Cornales; Cornaceae.